Molecule: messenger RNA, 2659 nt
Organism: Diceros bicornis minor
Lineage: Eukaryota; Metazoa; Chordata; Mammalia; Perissodactyla; Rhinocerotidae
Gene: DYNC1I1
Product: dynein cytoplasmic 1 intermediate chain 1
Exons: 15
Coding region: 1-1827 (608 amino acids)
Biological process (GO): transport along microtubule
Cellular component (GO): cytoplasmic dynein complex
Molecular function (GO): dynein heavy chain binding; dynein light chain binding
Source: RefSeq, a predicted model, not a curated record
AUGUCUGACAAAAGUGACUUAAAAGCUGAGCUAGAGCGCAAAAAACAGCGCUUAGCACAGAUAAGAGAAGAGAAGAAACGGAAGGAAGAGGAGAGGAAAAAGAAAGAGGCUGAUAUGCAGCAGAAGAAAGAACCUAUUCAGGAUGACUCUGACCUGGAUCGCAAACGCCGAGAGACAGAAGCUCUGCUGCAAAGCAUUGGUAUAUCGCCGGAGCCCCCUCUAGUCCCAACCCCUAUGUCUCCCUCCUCGAAAUCAGUGAGCACUCCCAGUGAAGCUGGAAGCCAAGACUCAGGUGACCUGGGACCAUUAACAAGACGAAGACUGCAUAAGCUGGGCGUGUCGAAGGUUACCCAGGUGGAUUUCCUGCCCAGGGAAGUAGUGUCCUACUCCAAGGAGACCCAGACUCCUGUGGCUACACAUCAUUCCGAAGAUGAUGAGGAAGAUGAAGAAAUGGUGGAACCUAAAGUUGGCAACGAUUCAGAACUGGAAAAUGAAGACAAAAAACAGGAGGUGAAGGAAGCCCCUCCAAGGGAGCUGACAGAGGAAGAAAAACAGCAGAUCCUUCAUUCAGAGGAAUUUCUCAUCUUUUUUGAUCGGACGAUACGAGUAAUUGAGAGAGCACUGGCAGAAGACUCCGACAUCUUCUUUGACUAUAGUGGUCGAGAGUUAGAGGAAAAAGAUGGGGAUGUCCAGGCUGGAGCCAACCUUUCUUUCAAUCGUCAGUUCUAUGAUGAGCAUUGGUCCAAGCAUCGAGUAGUCACUUGUAUGGACUGGUCUCUCCAGUACCCCGAGCUGAUGGUCGCUUCCUACAACAACAAUGAAGAUGCUCCCCAUGAACCGGAUGGAGUGGCCUUGGUUUGGAACAUGAAGUUUAAGAAAACCACACCAGAGUAUGUCUUCCACUGUCAGUCCUCUGUGAUGUCAGUCUGCUUCGCUCGUUUCCAUCCCAACUUGGUGGUUGGUGGGACUUACUCGGGCCAGAUCGUCCUGUGGGAUAAUCGCAGUCACCGAAGGACGCCAGUGCAGCGGACACCCUUGUCAGCUGCUGCACACACACAUCCCGUGUACUGUGUAAAUGUUGUUGGGACCCAGAAUGCUCAUAACCUUAUCACUGUCUCUACUGAUGGUAAAAUGUGUUCCUGGAGCCUGGACAUGCUCUCAACUCCACAGGAGAGCAUGGAGCUGGUGUACAAUAAGUCCAAGCCUGUGGCUGUUACCGGAAUGGCUUUCCCGACGGGAGACGUCAAUAACUUCGUGGUUGGCAGUGAGGAGGGUACAGUCUACACAGCCUGUCGUCAUGGAAGCAAAGCAGGUAUCGGUGAGGUCUUCGAAGGUCACCAAGGGCCAGUGACAGGAAUUAACUGCCACAUGGCAGUGGGCCCAAUCGACUUUUCACACCUGUUUGUCACAUCGUCGUUUGACUGGACCGUCAAACUGUGGACCACAAAGCACAACAAGCCGCUCUACUCCUUUGAAGACAAUGCAGACUAUGUGUACGAUGUCAUGUGGUCCCCUGUGCAUCCCGCGCUCUUUGCCUGCGUGGACGGGAUGGGGCGCUUGGACCUCUGGAACCUCAACAAUGACACCGAGGUUCCAACAGCAAGUGUGGCCAUUGAGGGGGCGUCCGCCCUGAACCGUGUUCAUUGGGCUCAAGCUGGAAAAGAAGUUGCCGUUGGGGACUCAGAAGGCCGUAUUUGGAUCUACGACGUUGGAGAGCUUGCAGUUCCCCACAAUGAUGAAUGGACCCGAUUUGCCAGGACCCUUGUGGAGAUUCGUGCUAACAGAGCUGAUAGCGAGGAAGAAGGCACCGUUGAGUUAUCUGCCUAGUGGAAAUGAGCCGCCCCCACCCCCACCCCCACCUUCACCAUCUAGAGCUCAGCAUCUGCAGUCAUCAGUUCUGCUCGUACUCGUGUCCAUUCAGCAUCAGUAUUGCCGUGACAUUUUGGGUGCCAUAUUGUGCCAGCUUUGCUUCAAGUAUUCUAAAUGUAUCCCAGCCUGCUCGCCACCGACCUGAAAUUCACCAGAGCAUUUCUAUCUUUAUAUUUCUGUCUCAAAAAUGUGGGGGGGAACCUUUAUGGGUUUAGUUGUUGCCUUUUAACUACUUAGAAGCUGUAUUUAAUAGCUGGAAACCUCUGGUUAAAUUUGUGCUUACAUGCACUUCUGGCAUAGUCCUAUUAAAUCCAUAUGAAGCCAGAUAUGAUUAGGUACAGAUGUGGUGUGCUUCAUGAUAUGGUACAGGGCCAAAGACUUGAGAUGUGGUGUUUUACAUGGUGACUCACAUUAUGAAUGGAUUUACUAGAAGAACAUUGCUGCUCCUUAUUUAUUGUGGUGUGCUGCAUGGAACAUAUUUAUUUGAAAGCAUUAAAAUAAACGAUCCUAGAGCAUGUGCAUAAUGAGAGGACUGUAUUGUCUCUCUGCUGCUGUUGAGGUUACAUUAAGUUCCAAAUAACAAUUACAGUAUGCCGGUUCCACUGAGGACAUGAAAUCUUUAGAGGUUUUUGGCAGUGAACGGAAUUAAUUUUAAUGCCUAUUAUUUCUAGGUACUUUAACAAUAUUUCAAAUAUAGUUGACCAUUGAUACUUGUCAUUCAAGCUAACACAGUCUGACAAAACUCUGUGGUUCCUAAAUAUGAUACCAGUAUUGCCAAUAAAAUGUUCCA